CUUAUCCGACCCGAAAUGGACAAUUCGUGGCUCUGUCCUUCAGCUGGUCUGUCCCUGGAGAAGGGGGUUCAGGAGGACAGUCCUCGCACCUCCCCGGCCUAGGCACCCCCCGUGCCUCCGGGCGUCCCCCCCACCCCCACGGCCCCGCCGCCCGCCGCUUACGGGCCCCGCGCUGUCCGGGCAGCCCGGCCGGCGGACUCCGGAACUGGGGCCGAGCGACGUCCGGUUUCCUCGGGGAAGCUUUAGGCUGCUGCCCGCCCCCGGACUUCCGGUUCCGCCAGCCGCGGUCGCUCGCCAUGGAGGAGCCGGAGAUGCAGCUCAAAGGGAAAAAAGUCACGGACAAGUUCACGGAGAGUGUCUAUGUUCUGGCAAAUGAACCAUCCGUGGCACUGUACCGGCUGCAGGAACACGUGCGCCGCUCGCUGCCAGAACUGGCCCAGCACAAGGCCGACAUGCAGCGCUGGGAAGAGCAGAGCCAGGGAGCCAUCUACACCGUGGAGUACGCCUGCAGCGCUGUGAAGAACCUGGUGGACAGCAGCGUGUACUUCCGCAGCGUGGAGGGCCUGCUCAAGCAGGCCAUCAGCAUCCGGGACCACAUGAACGCCACCUCGCAGGCCCACAGGGAUCGGGUGCUCCCUGCUCUCCUGCCUCGGUGAUCCGCGGGGUGCUCUGAGAACAGGGACAGGCCUGCUCUCGGGGCAACAGGUGAACACGACCGCAGGGCACACUGGCUAGGGCAAAGGCCCCGGGGAUGCGGGCCCUGGGUGGACGCGGAGGCGCUGGCGGGGUCUUCUCCGCCCCUGGGGCCAAGGGAGGGCAAGCCGAGACCCGCCGGCCGGCCUGGGAACGAACGCGCUUCUUCUGCAGCAGCUCUUUGUGAUUGUGUGUUCGCUGUGAUUUAAUAAAGCACGCAUGCGCCACAGUCCCGUGAGCCGUUUAGAAACCAAACGCAGCUGCG
This is a messenger RNA of Dipodomys ordii (Ord's kangaroo rat), 958 nucleotides long. RefSeq names its product MEF2B neighbor (gene Borcs8). Gene Ontology annotation, cellular component: BORC complex. Bases 297 to 656 code for a protein of 119 amino acids. NCBI's taxonomy places the organism in Eukaryota, Metazoa, Chordata, Mammalia, Rodentia, Heteromyidae. The transcript has 5 exons. The record is from RefSeq and is a predicted model, not a curated record.